Pimephales promelas (fathead minnow) is the source of this 839-nucleotide messenger RNA. RefSeq names its product protein phosphatase 1 regulatory inhibitor subunit 14D (gene ppp1r14d). Gene Ontology annotation, cellular component: cytoplasm. Gene Ontology annotation, biological process: regulation of phosphorylation; innate immune response. Lineage: Eukaryota; Metazoa; Chordata; Actinopteri; Cypriniformes; Leuciscidae. The record is from RefSeq and is a predicted model, not a curated record. Gene Ontology annotation, molecular function: protein serine/threonine phosphatase inhibitor activity.
GAGAGAGAGCGAGAGAGGUAUGGGAGGGAGUGAGAGAGAGAGGCAGUGUUAGUAGAGCUCAGACAGAAGACAGGAGCUAAAGGAGGCUGAUGGACAGAAACAACACGAUCAUGAGUCAGAAACACACUGCAGUAUAGAGAGUCAGAGGAGCAAAUGACAGCAGGACUGUGACUGAAGGACCCUGUGUUUGAGUCUGAGACAGAGAGAGACAGACAGAGAGAGAGAGAGAGACAGAUGCAGACAGAGAGAGAGAGAGAAAGAGAGACAGUGGCCUCUUGGACUUCUCCCCGUCCUCGUGAGGUUGUGGCAGACAUGGCGUCGGAGCCGGGCACACAGUCCAGAGUGAUGUUUCAGACCAAAGAGGAGGAGCCUGCCCAACGCAAACUGGGCAAACUAACGGUCAAAUACAACCGAAAAGACCUCCAGAGGCGACUGGACAUCGAGGAGUGGAUCGACGGGCAGCUGCACCUGCUGUACGACUGCGAGGAGGAAGAGAUCCCUGAGCUGGAGAUCGACAUCGAUGAACUUCUGGAGCUGACGGAUGAAGACCAGAGAUCCAGACUGCAUGAGCUUUUGCAGGAAUGUGGAAAGCCAAAAGAGGACUUUAUCAAUGGGCUGCUCUAUCGGAUGAAGGGACUUCGUAAGAUGUCGGGAUCUCUGAAGAAAUAGUAUUAGGUCAAAGUCUGGAUUUUUCCUGAUGAAGUGAAACGCCCUGCCCUGUCUCCACCCUCAGCACACCUGCCCCCACCCUCGAGACCCAGGCUCCAUCCUCGGCACCCUGGCUCUGCUCUCAGCAGCUCUGGCUCCAGCCUUGUCACCUUGGCUCCACCCUCGUCACC